CUUACAAGAGGAAUAUAACAUUUGACAAAAUUGUUCUGGUGAAUUUUAGAGGAGUGGAGACUAACAGCUUUUCUGUAAAUGAUGAGGACUUACUCCUUCUUGACAGUUUUGCUUUGGAGCUGUAUGUUUCAUGUGAUUCAUAUGAUGCCACCCCCAAAAAGGACUAACAAGCACUCAUACAAUGAAAGGAUAACAGGAUUGUCAAAGAAUGAUGGAAAAACACUGCACCGCACCAAGCGUGGUUGGAUGUGGAAUCAAUUUUUCUUGCUGGAGGAGUACACAGGUCCAGACACUCAAUAUGUGGGUAAGCUACACACUGACCAAGAUAAAGGAGAUGGAAAUUUAAAAUACAUAUUAACAGGAGAUGGGGCUGGCAGUCUGUUCAUUAUAGAUGAAAAUACAGGAGAUAUUCAUGCUGCAAAGAAAUUGGACAGAGAAGAAAAGUCCCUGUAUGUGCUACGUGCCAAGGCUAUAGACAGAAAAACAGGAAGACAAGUGGAGCCAGAGUCUGAAUUUAUCAUUAAAAUCCACGAUAUCAAUGACAAUGAGCCAAAAUUCACCAAGGACAUGUACAUCGCCAGUAUUCCGGAGAUGUCUGGAGUUGGUACAUCUGUUAUUCAAGUGACAGCCACAGACGCUGAUGAUGCCAACUAUGGAAACAGUGCCAAAGUGGUGUACAGCAUCCUCCAGGGACAGCCAUAUUUCUCAGUGGAUCCAGAAACAGGCAUAAUCAAGACUGCUUUACCAGACAUGAGCAGAGAAAACAGGGAACAGUACCAAGUGGUCAUCCAGGCAAAGGACAUGGGAGGCCAGAUGGGAGGACUAUCAGGGACCACCACUGUGAACAUCACUCUGACGGAUGUCAACGACAAUCCACCUCGCUUCCCCCAGAGCACCUACCAGUUCAGCUCUCCUGAGUCUGCGCCACCUGGGACUCCUCUUGGCAGAAUUAAAGCCGAUGACCCUGAUGUGGGUGAAAAUGCAGAGAUUGAGUAUAACAUCUCCAAUGGGGAUGGAUCAGACAUGUUUGAUAUCAUCACUGACAAGGACACACAGGAAGGGAUUAUAACUGUCAAAAAGCAUCUGGAUUUUGAAAACAAGAAGUUAUAUAACUUAAGAGUGGAAGCAACCAACACUCAUCCUGAUCCUCGUUUUCUCCAACUGGGGCCAUUCAAAGACACAGCUAUGGUCAAAAUUUCUGUGGAAGACAUAGAUGAACCUCCAGUGUUCAGCAGACCCUGGUAUUUAAUAGAAGUAGAUGAAGAUGCCAAGGAAGGAAACAUUAUUGGGCAGGUUGUAGCCCAAGACCCAGAUAUAACAAAGAAUGCAAUAAAAUAUUCUGUGGAUCGACACACUGACCUUGACAGAAUAUUUAACAUCUAUUCAGGAAAUGGAUCCUUAUUCAUCUCAAAGGCACUUGACCGGGAAGAAACUCCCUGGCACAACAUCACUGUCAUAGCAACUGAAAUCAAUAACCCUAAACAAAGUAGCCAGAUACCUGUCUUCAUCCGGAUUUUAGACAUAAAUGAUCAUGCACCAGAAUUUGCCAAAUACUAUGAAACAUUUGUUUGUGAAAAUGCAAAAGCAGGACAGCUCAUACAGACUGUGAGUGCAGUUGACAAAGAUGAGCCUCCCCGAGGACACAAAUUUUUCUUUGAGUUGGUGCCAGAAUUUGCUGUUCAUCCAAACUUCUCCAUUGUAGACAACAAAGAUAACACAGCAGGAAUUAUGACUAGAAGAAAUGGAUACAGCCGUAAUAAGAUGAGUACCUAUCUCCUGCCAGUCAUAAUAUUUGACAACGACUACCCGAUCCAGAGCAGCACGGGCACGCUGACCAUCCGGGUGUGCGCCUGCGACAGCCGGGGGAACAUGCAGUCCUGCAGCGCUGAGGCCUUGCUCCUCCCGGCUGGCCUCAGCACGGGGGCACUGGUUGCCAUUCUCCUCUGCAUCAUUAUCCUGUUAGUAUUAGUUGUCUUGUUUACGGCUCUUAAGAGACAGAGGAAGAAAGAACCCUUGAUCAUCUCAAAGGAUGAUGUUCGGGACAACAUCGUGACCUACAACGAUGAAGGAGGUGGGGAAGAAGACACGCAGGCUUUUGACAUUGGCACACUGAGAAAUCCAGAAGCGAGAGAGGAAAGUAAGAUGAGAAGAGAUGUUAUCCCAGAAACUAUAUUUCAGAUAAGACGGACUGCACCUCUUUGGGAAAAUAUUGAUGUCCAAGAUUUUAUUCAUAGAAGGUUAAAGGAAAAUGAUUUAGACCCAGCUGCCCCUCCUUAUGAUUCACUAGCAACAUACGCCUACGAAGGAAAUGAUUCCAUAGCAAAUUCCCUGAGCUCCCUGGAAUCAAUUACCACAGAGGGCAACCAAGACUACGAUUACCUCAGUGACUGGGGACCUCGGUUUAAAAAAUUAGCAGAUAUGUAUGGUGGAGAAGACAGUGAUCGAGACUAAGCAAGUAAUCUGUGACCUGGUCAGUAUUAGUGGAAUUCAUGUCUAUGUUACUAGAUACAGUGGCCUACCCUCUCUUACUUGGGAAUAAAAAACUUACAAAAAAUAGGUGUUGUCUUAGUAAGGGUUUGCUUAAUCAAUAAGUCAACGUGAAUGAAUAUAAAUGAUUUAGAUUUUAAAAAAAUCUAUUGAUCACCCUCUCUGCCUAGAAACCUCUGAUGAAAGGUUUUUAUUAACAACGAAAAGACAAUAAAAGGCUUUUUGUGCCUUUAAUAAUGAGAUGGAACCUUAAUUUUUUUUAAUUGCUUUGCAUUACCUUUCCUACUAGCUGGGACAGUGUGCACCUGCAUUGUAACAUAUUCUCAAAAAUAUACUUUAAAAAAGUUUAAUAUUACUGCCAUAUUUAUUGAGUUAAAGAAUGUCUGUGUGUUGAUUCAUCAUGAUAUUUUUAUAUAUGUAUAUUUAUAUUUUUGUAUUUUUAUUAAAUAAAUUAGUAUUUAUAAAAACACUACUUAUUCACGCACUUUGUUAAUCAUAAGGAACUGUCCAAUCUUUCUGAACAAAGGAAACUGCGUAUUGUGCAAUACUUCAAUUUUGAAUGCAUCUUCUUAUAUUGGAUUAGUGCUUGAAAUGUACUGUGCAAGAACAAUACAGAGAGAGUUCUCUGUGAUGGGAAUGCAGUGUAGAAAAAAGAAAAAUUAUUUUGAAAAAGUGAUUAUAAAUAAAUGCAGUCUGACUUGCA
Messenger RNA from Falco peregrinus (peregrine falcon), 3190 nucleotides. It is a transcript of the gene CDH9, whose product is annotated as cadherin 9. Gene Ontology annotation, molecular function: cadherin binding; calcium ion binding. The record is from RefSeq and is a predicted model, not a curated record. The transcript has 11 exons. Gene Ontology annotation, biological process: cell morphogenesis; homophilic cell-cell adhesion; cell-cell junction assembly. Gene Ontology annotation, cellular component: adherens junction; plasma membrane; catenin complex. Bases 79 to 2451 code for a protein of 790 amino acids. Lineage: Eukaryota; Metazoa; Chordata; Aves; Falconiformes; Falconidae.